This is a messenger RNA of Trypanosoma rangeli, 1113 nucleotides long. RefSeq lists its product as uncharacterized. The coding region runs from base 1 to 1113 and encodes 370 amino acids. NCBI's taxonomy places the organism in Eukaryota, Euglenozoa, Kinetoplastea, Trypanosomatida, Trypanosomatidae. The transcript has a single exon. The record is from RefSeq and is a predicted model, not a curated record.
AUGACUGAAUUUAACGAGGCAAAUGAAUUGCUCGGCCACGCCGCGGUUGAGGCGCCGCUUGGCGGCAACAUUGCUAUGGCCCGACAAGGGAUGACAUGCUCGUUACAAGCGACGUGUGGAAAUGCCGUUGAUGCGGCGUUGCCAGCCAUUUCUCAAUUUUAUGAGAUGGUCAUGGACAAACUAGCGCACUUUAACUUCUCUUCCUCUGAGGACGUACUUCAGAUGUACGGCUUACCAGCAUUUGAGGCCCAAUUUGCUGUUUUGUUGGCGCAGCGCUACGUUCAGGACCUCGUGGAGAGAUGUGUGGGGCGGUUGUUAGCGAUUUUUCCUAAUGCCCCAAAUUUGCCUCGGCACCGAAUACUUGCAAGGGAGACGGUUCAAGAAGAACUGCGGUGGAGGUUUGGCGUCACAUAUCGCGAGUUGUGCCGCACGACGAGAGCGCGUAUCAAUGGCGUCUCGGUGCGCCAACUCUUGUGUGACGAGGAGCGCACCACGGCGCAGAGGUCGCAUGAAAUGGCAAUUCAAGAAUUGCUUCUGGAGGCUACGGACCGCCGGCAGAAGAUGAUUGAGGAGGAGGCGGGCGUCUUCUUUGGCACCAAGCACGAGCCCAUGUCGGCCAGUACGGGCCGACCGCUCCCGCCGCUGUGCGCAGAGGAAACGGCGGAGUGGCGCAACGCGGUGGUGGAGGCUGCCGGUGCGCUGCAGGCGCUGGAGCUUGAGGUACGGCGAAUAAGAGAUAGCGUUGACGCCGACACUGACGACGGCAGCGACGAGGAUGAAGAGCAGGAAUACGCUGGAAACUUGAUGGGCGGCGUAGCUGCUUUGUCUUCAAGAAAAAGAAGGAAUGGGAACGGUGCUCGCUUUGCGUCUGUGGAGGAGGAGGAGGCGUUUUUGCUGAAAAGGAUACAACGAGAGCAGGAGACACUUUCAUCGCUGCAACUGAAGCGCUCCAGCUGGGAUCAGGGGGUGAGAAGCUUGAUGGAGGAUGAUGUGGAAGUGAAAUCGAUGCGUUCAGAAUACAAUGCGCUUAUCCUGAAACAACAACAAGAGAUUGAUGAAUUGAAACAGGAGCUGCAGCGAAGCGCAGCCACCUUUGGCAUCAGUACUCCCUGA